This is a messenger RNA of Malassezia restricta, 444 nucleotides long. RefSeq names its product vesicle-associated membrane protein 4. Gene Ontology annotation, biological process: vesicle-mediated transport; vesicle fusion. The record is from RefSeq and is a predicted model, not a curated record. Gene Ontology annotation, cellular component: plasma membrane; SNARE complex. NCBI's taxonomy places the organism in Eukaryota, Fungi, Basidiomycota, Malasseziomycetes, Malasseziales, Malasseziaceae. The coding region runs from base 1 to 444 and encodes 147 amino acids. The transcript has a single exon. Gene Ontology annotation, molecular function: syntaxin binding; SNAP receptor activity.
AUGGGAGAUGAAGCAACACGCUAUGAUCCGUACAUUCCAGCGGAAUCUGCAACAAAGUCAGCGGGUGCUGGGAGCUCGCGCACUGCUCAAAUCCAGGCUCAGAUCGAUGAGACCGUAGGUGUGAUGCGCGAUAACAUCAAUCGCGUCAAUGAACGUGGAGAAAACCUGGACGCACUUCAGGACAAGACAGACAAUUUGGCUGUUUCAGCUCAAGGAUUCCGUCGUGGUGCUAACCAGGUCCGUAAGCGCAUGUGGUGGAAGGACGUAAAAAUGCGUUUGUUAAUUGUACUUGCCAUCAUCAUCCUUUUGUGUGUCAUUAUCAUCCCUGCAGCUGUCACGACAACAGACAAAAAUGAUGACAAGAAUACGAAUAACAACAAAACAGCCUCCGAUAACGUAACCAGAUCGGGCAGUGCCGAAAACGCUCAGGCUACUUCUCGCUGA